Messenger RNA from Chanos chanos (milkfish), 625 nucleotides. Its product is annotated as CD276 antigen homolog. The transcript is spliced from 4 exons. Gene Ontology annotation, cellular component: external side of plasma membrane. The record is from RefSeq and is a predicted model, not a curated record. Bases 71 to 529 code for a protein of 152 amino acids. NCBI's taxonomy places the organism in Eukaryota, Metazoa, Chordata, Actinopteri, Gonorynchiformes, Chanidae. Gene Ontology annotation, biological process: immune response; negative regulation of T cell proliferation; cellular response to lipopolysaccharide.
CGCCCAUGUAAAUAGUGUGUGCUUAGGUUUCUUGUUUAUCGUUUGUGUUUUCUUAACAAUUUAGUACAGUAUGGAUAGGAGAUGUUUGGUGGUAUGGCUGUUGGUGUCCCUUACUGACAAAGUGUCUUCACAAGUCAAAGUGGAAGGCGUCAAAGGAGGGAAAGCUGUCUUACCGUGCGUGUACACAAAAACCAUAAUGGAACGUGACAUGGUGACCAUAUUCUGGCGCCUCAACGACGAGAAGAAGGUCUAUGACGUUGCCGCGGGAAACACAGUCCUAACUCAACAAGACCCGGAGUUUAAGGCUCGAGCUCAGACCUUCCCAGAGGAGUACAGCAAAGGCAACUACUCUCUCUCGCUGAGGGAUCUGAGAGUCACAGACGUAGGGACAUACUUCUGUUAUAUUCCUCCCCUGAACGUGAAACAACAAAUACAGCUUCACGUUGAAGAUGGUCCUGAAGCCAGAAGCAGCAGCAUGAGAGCCAGUCUUGUUCCAGCUGUGCUACUCUGCCUCAUCCUGCUCCUCUAAUAUGUGCUACCACUUCAGUGAGCAAUACAGAGAAGUGCUGUUGCUAUAUGUCUCUAGUCAAAAAAAAAAAAAACAACUUUGGAAAGUUACUGAAGC